Molecule: messenger RNA, 2799 nt
Organism: Guillardia theta CCMP2712
Lineage: Eukaryota; Cryptophyceae; Pyrenomonadales; Geminigeraceae
Exons: 5
Coding region: 1-2799 (932 amino acids)
Molecular function (GO): protein binding
Source: RefSeq, a predicted model, not a curated record
AUGACAUCUCAUCCUUAUAAACUGUUUGUUCAAGCAUGCAAUCAGGAUGAAGAGGGAUUGAAUAUGAUAUUCCUGUCAGAAUAUGAUUUCAAUGAUGUGUUCUCGCUCCAAGAUAGCGGUGAACUUUCCAGUCCCAGGUAUCCCGUGAGCAUCAACAACAAGUACGUAUACUAUGCGAAAAUGAGCAGAGACGUAGAGAAGGGAUAUGUUGCGAUGGAUUUCGCGCAGAGAAAAACUAUGAACCUUUCGUUUCAGGAUCUAAUACAGGUGUCCCCCUUUAUGGAUAGCCAAGGGAGUGCAAAGGUACUGGAUCCGAUCCUCUCUCUCGAUGCAAUCAUGGACUACGGGAGUAUCAGAAAUGAAGAUACUAGCUUCAACCUCAAAACAUUGAACAGGACGUUGAGAGACUUGUUGUGCCACCAGGUUUUGCUUCCAAAGCAGGAGAUCAUAUCCCAUGUGCAGGGCCAUCGACUGCAUUUGAAGGUGUCAAAGUGUGAAACGCUGCUAUGUGAGAGCAAGAUUUCUUUAUGCAUGAGCAAACAUUCAAGGUUAGGAAGUCAAUCUGCCUUGUCGCUUCUCCCGAGCACGAUCAUAAGAUCGAUUCUUGACAUGGCAUGGCGAGAAAAGGACACGUUUCCUGUUGUUACGAAGAACACGACGCUCUGCAUUUAUCCAUCUAUUCGUCAUGAAGCCAUACAUGAGCAGUUCAGCCCAAUCGUCAACAGAAGCAAUUCUGGCAUAAUCUUGGAUGACCCGCAUAAGCUGUAUACUUCACAAAGUUCCAAGAGCUCAAUUGAACGAGAAAAAUCUUACAUCAUGUCAAGGAGUCCUGACACAUUCUCAAAAUAUUUUUCAUCAGGAGAACGAGGAACGCUCGCAGGUCUCAAAAGUUCUCGCUCAGAAAUCUCAGAAACGAAUUUGGUUGGUCACGAUGCAUAUGGUGUCAUAGAUAUUGAGAUUGUGAGGCGAGGAAAGGAUCUGCUUCUGAGUGUAGUCAAUGUUGAUGCUGGGCUGACUCACCAGCAGUUAAAGGUAGGUGACGUUGUCGAGUCGGUGAAUGGAAAGAGCGUCAUCAACUGGAUACCAAGGGAUGUCUAUCCCUUGUUGUGGGGAGCCUGUGGAACGUUCGUCACCUUUGGCAUUUUGCGAGCUGGUCGGCGAAACUUUGUCACUGUUGAACGCACUCCAGUCAAGUCCAGUUCUGCACUUGAAGAUGUAGCAUUUGCGAACAGAAAGAGUACAAGCAAUUUAGAUAGAAGUGGUGACAGCUAUUCACACAACUUUUCCUCUCCCAACGAAAUAUCAGCAGAAGAUCAGCACAAGAGCAAACAGAUGAAUAACAUCCCAGCCGGGACACCAGAAGCAGUUUUCAAGGAAGAACGCGAGAAAGAGUUCAGGAAGCAAGAUAGCUUUGAUUCUUCGAAUAAGACUGAUCAGAAUGGAGGCAUAUAUACCGAAGCGAUCUUGAGAGCCAAAAUGACACAAGUCGAGGAGCUCAAUGCAAAGCUAAGCAUGGAAAAGGCCAAGAAUGAUGACCUUUUGAAGCGCUUAAAGGAUGCUGAGAGGCAAAUAUCAGACAAGGACGAGGAGAUCCGAAGGCUGAAACAGAUGGUUGAAACGCUUCUCAGCCUCGGGGAACAAGAAGCAGGGCUCUUGAAUAUCCAGCUGAAAUCUGAAAACUCAGAGCUUAAGGACAUUCUGCAAAUUUUGAAGGGAAUAGAGUUGACGCAAUACGGCUCGGGUACCUUUUGUUUUUGUGAGUUGAACAAUCUAACGUACACUCAAGAAAUGGCUAAUUCGCUCGCGCAAAAUGGCAAACCAAGGAAGACAGACGGGGAUUUGCAUGUGUCAAGUCAGAACAGGCACGAGAGCGAGUCUGGUCUGCUUUUCUCCCUGCAUCAACGAGCAUCUUCAAAAAAAUGGGAGGAUGAAAAGUCAGCAUAUCGACAUGAAUCAAAUCAUGAGCAUCAAUUUAGCAAUGUAUCCCAACACGCCAAAGUCGGAAGCUUAGAAGUCAGAAGGGAAAAGUCUCAGCUCUCAGAUUCCAUCUUCGCGGCGACUCAGUCGUUACGUUGUUCGUCACCAGAACUAGAGGAGUUGGCUGAAAGCUUGAGCACCACUUCAUCGUUCAAACCUCCUCGCAACCAGCACACGUGGGACGAAGUGAUAUCUACCAUUGCAAAGUCACGAUCGUAUGACUCCAGCGCUGCAUGGGCAUCAUACAUACACGAAGAAGCGAAGAAAAGGUCGUCAUCGCGAUUCAGUGACUUCUCGAUGCGUUCUGCAGGUCGCACAGAAUCCUCAAGAGUUCCAUCUACUCAGUAUUCAGUAAGGACAUUCGAGACGAGUUCACUUCCGGAAGCUGUCAUCUCAGACGUGGAGAAACUUCUUAAAAGGGGAAAAGCUAUCGGACAAAUCGUCAAGAAUCACAAGCUACAGGCAUACAACCUGAAUGAGCUCCAGGUUGAGAACUAUAUCAGCUACCUGGCCUCUCUUCCCGGCCGCAAGCCACGAUGGCUUGCCUACUAUCGUACGAGAAAAUCUUGCUCCCACGCCAACCGGCAAGAUCUGGCAAGGAUGGAAGACAUGCAGAACUCAGACUGCAGCCCAAGCAUACAUGACAGCGCGUUCGAAUCAACAUCGAGCCUGUCUGACUUCAUGUCCGAUGGAAGUUACGAUCACAACCUGACCUCGGAGCACGCAGAUGCUUGCAAAGAAAUGAUGUGUACAGAAGAACAAGACACGACCAACAUCCUCAUCAACCUGGACAGCAAAGACCCUCAGUACGUUCAAAACUAA